CUCUGCUUAACAACAGUAACGUCACAGGGACUAUACAGGAGAGUUUUGUUGGAAGUUAGAAAGUUUUGCAGCCUCCAGAGGGCUGUAGCGGCAGUAGCAGAAGCAGCAUCCAAGGGACUCCUGGAAGGGGAAGAGAGAGAGCGAGCGAGCGACUGACUCAGUCCUGCUGCAGAAAACUGACUCGAGACGACGGAGGCAGACAUGGAACAUCAGCUGCUGUGCUGCGAGGUGGAGACCAUCCGACGAGCCUACCUAGAUGCCAACCUCCUCAAUGACAGGGUGCUGCAGACAAUGCUGAAGGCGGAGGAGACCUGCUCGCCCUCCGUCUCCUACUUCAAGUGCGUGCAGAAAGAAAUCUUGCCAUAUAUGAGGAAAAUAGUUGCCACUUGGAUGUUGGAGGUUUGCGAGGAGCAGAAGUGCGAAGAGGAAGUUUUCCCCUUGGCUAUGAAUUAUUUCUACAGAUUUUUGUCGUUUGAACCCCUCAAGAAAAGCCGAUUGCAAUUGCUCGGAGCUACCUGCAUGUUUGUGGCUUCAAAAAUGAAGGAAACUAUUCCUCUGACCGCAGAAAAACUGUGCAUUUAUACAGAUAACUCCAUUAGACCCGACGAAUUACUGCAAAUGGAGCUGCUUCUGGUGAAUAAGCUGAAAUGGAAUCUGGCUGCAAUGACCCCCCACGAUUUCAUUGAACAUUUCCUUACUAAAAUGCCUCUGGCAGAGGACACCAAGCAGAUCAUCCGUAAACAUGCUCAGACUUUUGUGGCUCUGUGCGCUACAGAUAUUAAAUUUAUUUCAAACCCACCUUCCAUGAUCGCAGCUGGCAGUGUGGUAGCAGCUGUGCAAGGCCUGCAUCUGGGGAACACUAACACUUUCCUCUCCUAUCAAUGCCUCACACAUUUCCUAUCACAAGUUAUCAAAUGUGAUCCGGAUUGUUUACGAGCCUGCCAAGAACAGAUUGAAUCCCUCCUUGAAUCCAGUCUACGUCAGGCACAGCAGCACAACGUAUCUUCAGAAACAAAGACUGUAGAGGAUGAAGCAGACCUUUCCUGCACACCUACUGAUGUGCGAGAUGUGAACAUUUAAGAGGACUUCUUCUAAUGGGUUUGCUUGGCGAGAAAAGCAGACAAAGAAAGGGCAUCUGAGAAGGAAUCAGCAUCAGGAUCUCCCCCCCAGAAACCCUUUUCUCCAGGACAUUUUUAUACCAGAAGGGAAAACCAGUCUUGUUAUAUUUUUUUCUUGCUCUGUCUCCCUUCCAUCUGUGACUUCAAACAAACAAAUAAACAAAAAAUACCCCAAAAACUGUCUUAAAAAAAGAAAAAAAUAGUAUUUGCAUUACCCCCAGGGGUUUGUGCUACAAAAAUAGAGGAUUUUAUACAAUAAUAAUCAACUAGUUUUUAUAUUAAAGUGUUCUUGUCUGUAUGUUGUAAAAAUAGGCAUUAACACACGAAAUGUCUCCAGGGGAGGUAUUAGAUUUCUUACAUAUAAAACAAACAAACAAACCAACCAUUUUUAAAGUAGAAGAGGGUUUUUUUUUUUUAGAUAGUAAAUGAAAUAUUCUUUUUUUUUCUUUAAAAAGCAUAGCUUUAACGCAGUUCUAGGCUUUUCUGUAUCUUGCUUGCUUAUGCAUUUAGUCACUUUAUAAUUCAUCUGUAAAUGUUUAUUUUAUUUCCUUAGGUUUUUUUUAUCCUCUUCACCUUAUAAAUGGUUAACGUAACCCAUAAGUUAGCGUAUGUUAGUAUGCAGCAUUAUUAUAUGUUAAUCUUUUUUUGUGCCUGUGGAUUGCCUGUGCAUAAGGCAUUUGUAGGGUUCCAGCUUAGCAUUGUUGGGAAAGGCCAAUGUACUACUCAUACGAUACUCUAUUAUAAAGAGAAACCGAAAUAGUGACAUAAUAUAUUAUAUUUUUGUAAUCUUCAUAUUUUUGUAGUUACCUGUGUAAAAUGCUGGUCUGACCCCACAGAUAUUCAGCCUAAUUAUGGUCAGGUUCAAUCCACAGUUUAGUCUUUUUUUUUUUGUUUGUUUGUAAUAUUCUAAAACCAUUCCAUUCAAAGCACUUUCAGUCCAUUAGAUAUAGGAAAUACAUUCUUUUAUUGUGUGGGAAUUUUUUUUUAAUGGAAUGGUUUGGAAAUAUAUAAGUGCUUGUUCGCAAACUUGGAAUUGCAAAGCAAGUGCAUUUAACUAUGGUGUUAGAGGAGAGGUGAUUUUUUUUUUCCGAAGGUUGUGUUCCAGUGAGAGAAAUUGCAUUCACAAAUUGCCGGGAUAUCUUCCUAUCCUUUUCUAUAGAAAAGUUGAAGUUUAGAAAUCCUUUGGUGCCAACUCAUCGUUAUAAAUUAGGGGCCUUAAAGGUUCACAUAUAGGACACAUAGUUUAAGGAUUGUCGCUAGAUGUUUUACAGCUGAAGGUUUUUAAACACUAAAAUAUAUAAAAAAGAAUAUUUAUUGCAGAGGAUGUUCGUAAGGCCAGUAUGAUUUGUAAAAUAAUGCAAUCGCCCCUUUUUAAAAAAAUCUUUCUACCCUUGAUGUUGCAGUUUUAACACAGCUUAUUAAAGAAAAAAGGACACGCUUCAAAGAACAAACCCCAAACAAAGCAGUCUAUUUGGCCCCUUCCUAUACAUUUUUCAAAAGCAGUCUAACCAUGAAAACGCCAUAGUUAAUAGAUAUGAAAAUUGGAGUACUUGAAAGAAGUUCUUAUUCCAGUGUAUGCCCCAUUUUUUUAUUUAGCUACAAAUAGAAAAUUUGCACAUCUUGGCUUUGUUUCUUUUUAUUAUUAUUUUAGAAAGUAGCUGAAGGGACGUGGACAUAGCUGUUGAAGUUGAUGCUCGAGGAGAAUGUGAUGGUGAAAUGCAGGUGAGAUGAGCUGCUAAUAAAUUCCCAGCAUGGUUUGAAAAAAAAAAAAAAAGAGAAAA
Aptenodytes forsteri (emperor penguin) is the source of this 2899-nucleotide messenger RNA. RefSeq names its product cyclin D1 (gene CCND1). Gene Ontology annotation, biological process: regulation of cyclin-dependent protein serine/threonine kinase activity; positive regulation of G1/S transition of mitotic cell cycle; mitotic cell cycle phase transition. The transcript has 5 exons. The record is from RefSeq and is a predicted model, not a curated record. Gene Ontology annotation, cellular component: cyclin-dependent protein kinase holoenzyme complex; nucleus; cytoplasm. Bases 202 to 1080 code for a protein of 292 amino acids. Gene Ontology annotation, molecular function: cyclin-dependent protein serine/threonine kinase regulator activity. NCBI's taxonomy places the organism in Eukaryota, Metazoa, Chordata, Aves, Sphenisciformes, Spheniscidae.